Messenger RNA from Sycon ciliatum, 1315 nucleotides. RefSeq names its product profilin-1A-like. Gene Ontology annotation, molecular function: actin monomer binding. The coding region runs from base 434 to 823 and encodes 129 amino acids. The transcript is spliced from 3 exons. Lineage: Eukaryota; Metazoa; Porifera; Calcarea; Leucosolenida; Sycettidae. The record is from RefSeq and is a predicted model, not a curated record. Gene Ontology annotation, cellular component: cell cortex.
GGCGAAAGGGAAGCGAGUCGCUAUGCACUCGAUCGUAGAUGCAACUCUCCUUGUUACCAGCGAAGUCAAACGGAAGGCUGAAGAGUGAAGACCUGAUGAUCCCCAGUGAUUAUUCCGGCGUGACAGACAGACAGACAGACAGUGUACGUGUAGUCUACGUGUGAGCAUGAUUUAGGCAAGCCAACAGGCAACACCAUCUCUGUCAAUUCCCCAUUUCGAAAUAUCGCGCAGAUUUGUCGCAGUAGAAACGCCUGGUGGUGUUCGUUCGGUCUUCACAAAACUCCUUAGCUCAGAAGUCAGAUCGGCUGCACAAGAGCUGACAACAGUUCAAGAAAGAUCCGAGAGAGUCGUCUAGCGCUAUCAAGUACUUCUAUCACUAGUAGAUCUACCAGAACCGUUCACGUAGUAGAUCUUUGCAGUCGUGGUGUUCAAGAUGAGCUGGCAGACCUACGUCGACUCUAGCCUGAUGCAGUCCAAAGCAGUAGCGGCUGCAUCUAUUCACGGUUUGGACGGCACGGCUUGGGCAAGAUCGCCUGGAUUCAGCAGUACACCUGAGGAAGUCACGAAAAUCCUCUCGAACAUGGCCAAGGAGAGCCCAAUGGACUUUUACAGCCAUGGCGUGACAGUCAACGGUGUGAAGUACACGUUUGUAAAAAAAGGAGAGCACACAAUAUAUGGCAGAGGCAAGGAAAACAGUGGCGUCUGUAUAUGCACAACGAACAAGUGCGUUGUUGUCGCUGUCUACUCAAAUGGAAUGCAGCCGGGGUCCUGCAACGCUGUUGUCGAGAAGCUGGGAGACUUCCUGCGCGAGGCAAACUACUAGACGUCGCGUUCUGCAUGGGUUUAGCAAAGUUUCACAUCUCUGUCAAGAUUGCUGAGUACAAAGGCGGAGCCAAUCCCACAACCUGUCAGUGGCCACUUGCCAAGUUAGGCCCUAUCAAUUUGUGGCUAGUCAUGAUGAUUAUUUUCCAAUUGCUAGUAACAUUCCUAAUGUAGUCUGUUUCUGGUGACCAAUAAACCCUGCAUAAUGCCGCACUAGUAAUGACAAACUGUAACUCUUUGACCUAUCUACAAUUGUACCUGAUGGGGCUUUUCCUACCCCCUGUACCCCCCCCCCCCGCCCUGAAGAUUCUUCCCAGUAUUGUAAAUUCUCCUCUAUCUACACAAUCAUAUGAUCAGUCCUCGGUUUUAGGAUGACAAAAGGUGUGUAUAUAAUAUUUUUGAAUAAUUAUGCCCCGCCGGUGGCUGCUGAACAGCAUCUACACUAUAUUCUAAAAACAAGUGUGCAACAGUUACUAUUGAAGUACUCGAUGAA